UGUCGUGGUCGUCUGCUGCUGCCGUUCUCGUCUAGCGAGCCCACGGGGUACUUUACUCGGCUCGGUUCGGCUUCGCCGCAAGACAAAAAAACAGCGCGUGUGCUUCACCCUGGCGGCCGGUUUCUGGAUCAGGCUCAUCGCGUCGUCUGCUUCUGGGAGUGUGUUGUGCGUCGUCUGCUCGGCAUCGCGCGGCUCUCACGAGUAGGGGACCCCGUCCGACCCACACGGAGGGUUGGAGAAAAGUACAAAAAAACAAAAGAAAUUGUUCAUGUCUCGGCGUGCUUACGAAGCGCAAUGUACUCGUUGUCGGCUUGGAGAAGAAGGCCGGUUGACGUAGUACUAAUCGUCGACGUGACGUGCCAAGAAAGUUGUCGGCGUCCCGGAGUACCCCGGCCGGCGCGCUGUUGUACCCGACCCCUGCGCGAUCGGCGCUGUUGAUCUGAUCGCCGCUUCCAAUCUUCGAAAGACGUCAAGGCAAACCGACACAACCUUUGCGUGAGGUCGUGCGAUCGGUCUAGAGGACGCUUGUCCUCCGGACUACAGCACUACAGAGACGACGACGACGACUUGGUGUAGUUUCUUUUUUGGCUUGUGCCAGUGCUUCGAUGACCUUCGACAAGGCCUUUCCACUCCCAGCUGUGCGGGGCUCGUUUUAAUACCUAAAACUUGUCUCCGCGUGUUGUCGCUUCGCCAAUUUCUGCUGCGUUUUUUUUUUGUUCGUUCAACGCCGUCAUGAAGAUUCGGAUUGCUACGGAGUGUUCGCUACCACCUUGUCUCGUGUGGAACAUGUGCAGGAUUGCUGCCGUCCGAAGCCGCUCAGAGAUGUCAGAUGAGCGGCAAGCGCACUCGGAGCUUUAAGAUCGCCGUGCACCGCCGAGACGAGCGCGACAUCUGGCAGCAGACGCGGACGGGAGCGGGCAACUACUGCCAGCGACACGGCAGCGUCAGCGCUGCCACCACUCCGGGAAGGGGAUACUACGGCUGCGGUUCGUCUUCGUCGGCGGCCGACGACGAGGAAGACCCGUGGCGCCGCCCUGGCGCCGUGUCGAGAGGAGCCGACGGCUCUGUGUUCCGCACCAUGGUGCGCGCCAUUGCCACAGAGUUCCUGCCGGACGGCAGGGACCGCAAGUACUACGCCGACCACUACAGCUGCAGGCCGCCCCCGCUCUUCGUGUUCGUCGUCACGCUCAUCGAGCUUGGCUUCUUCACCUAUUACACGGUGAUCACGGGCGCCGUCACUCCGACGGGUCCGGUGCCCAUCGACAGUUUCUUCAUCUACCGGCCCGACAAGCGGCUACAAGUAUGGCGAUUCGUCUUCUACAUGGUACUGCACGCAGGGUGGAUCCACCUGCUGUUCAACCUGCUCGUCCAGAUGUUGGUGGGCCUCCCCCUGGAGAUGGUACACGGAUCCCUGCGCAUCGGCACCGUCUACAUGGCCGGUGUGCUCGCAGGUUCUCUAGGCACGUCAGUGUUCGACACAGAUGUGUACCUCGUCGGCGCCUCGGGUGGUGUCUACGCGUUGCUAGCGGCACACCUAGCCAACGUGCUAUUGAAUUACAACCAGAUGCAGUUCGGUCUCGUGAGGCUGGUGGGCGUGUUUCUGAUUGCAUCCGCCGACGUGGGCUUCGCGGUCUACGACCGGUACGCCGCCGAGCCUCACGGGCCGCCGGUAUCGUACGUGGCGCACCUGACCGGCGCGCUAGCGGGCCUCACCAUUGGCCUACUGGUUCUCAAGAACUUCGAGCAGAAACUUCACGAACACUUGUUGUGGUGGGUGGCGCUGGGCGUGUACGCUGCCUGCACUCUCUUCGCCGUGCUCUUCAACAUCUUCAACUACUGAGCGACGAGUGAAGACUGUGUGUUUUUUUUAGCAUCGUGAGCUGUGAGACACCUUGUGCGGAACAACUCCGACAGUAGUGCAGUGUGUGUGCGCUCGUCCAAUACUGUGACACAUCACGUCAACAGCCUACGAUGGGCUUAAGCGAUGUGAGCAUGGAGCUAUACAGCGAAAAAAAACUAUGUUAUACAGCUGAAAGCACGGAUGCCUUGGGACAAGUGGCAGCCUACUUUUACCUGAGAAAGCUGAAAACAUUCAGAAUGAGUGCAAUGCUGCAGUGUCACCUGCCCGAGUUCGUCAGUCAAUGACAGGUCAGCCUUUUGGACCGACGACUUUAGGACGUGAUGUCACUGCUUGAGGCAAGUGGGCGACCCGCAGACGAAACCAAAGAAAUUUGAUGAAUCGCAGCAAAUACUGUUUUUUCAGCAGACGAUGUUCGAGCGACUCAUGCGAAGGAGAAAGUAGAAACGGAAAAUGCAUCAUGCUGCCACUUCCAGAAGUUCUUCUGUGCACAGACUGUUGAACAGAAACAAAAGUUGCAUGUCGUUGACCACAUCGUGGUUUGUGAACUAUAAUCAAAGCAUUGUGCAACUUGAGGUACAUGUUUAUAAUCGAUGAUACAACGUCAAACAAUUUCCAAAAGCGUCGAGUAUGUCGAACGGGCCUCCUCCAAAAUGCCAUUGAGGCAGAAUUUUUCUCUUUUUUUUUUAAACGAGAAGCUCCAAACCAAAGAGUCGAAUGAACUGUUUCUACCCACGUUUCCGGAGGCCUCGAGCCUACAGUUUCCAGUGGGUUCUGCCAACCCACGUAUACACGGCAGCAUGGCACCACCACCACUGAAUGCAACUGCACACACUGCCGCACUAGUAGCUAGUGGCACUAGUGACAGACUGUUUUCAGAGCACUAGCGAACCGAAUCAUACGAGCCUGGGAGUUCUAAGUGCGAGCCCACUGCCAAGCGAAAACAAUAUACUGCCACGCGUCUGAUCAAUGCAGCCGAUAUCCUGCCACAAAAAAUAUUUGAAGCAAAAAAAAAGGUAAUCAUCGUACAAGUGCGUGUUGCACCUCCUCAGGGAUUUGAUGGAGACCUUCUUUAUGGACAGGCAACUAACGAGAAAGCAGUGGGGACUUUUGUUUUACGAUACUCCGAAGUGUGUGUGUGUGUGUGACUGCAGUGUUUCAGUUCUGCAAAUAGAACAAAACAAUAUGAACAGUUGCUGAGAGUGUCUAAAUGUCGAACAACCUUGAAAGAACAGGACUACUUCAUCGGAUUGAUUGGUUAGUCCUCAAUAUUCACUUGUAAAAGAGCAAAUCACUGCAAGCAAAAACUUUGUGAACUUUGACGAACCCUCUUGACAUCCUGCCCACAAUUCUGGACUGGCCUACACCUCUCUAUGUGUGUGUUUUGGACUUCCUGUCUUGCCAGACUGGAAGACUGUGUUUCAAAUUGCUUUGCGUGGCUUUCAUGUACAGCAUGGUAUAUUUUUCUUCGUAAGCUCACAAAAGAAGAUAGCCUAUAUUUCCUUGAGCUGUGCUAGAUGUCAGAUGGUGAGAAUAUAUUUAUUUAGACUGCGUGCCCAGAUGUAUCUAUAGACCUUUUAUGACCUCAAUGUCGCUUAUAUUCCAGACUGUAGUUUAUAGAAGCAGGAAAAAAAAGUGUUUUAGAAGUGGAGUCUUGUGUAUACUUUAUUUAUUUAUAAUUUUGGUGCUACGCUAUUUUUUCCUCCAAGUGCUAUUUUGGAAUGCUCUCUGCGGGUGUAUAGAUGCAAGUGUUUCGAUUGCAGAUUUAAAUUGAUUUCACUGUUCUUUUCGACGUAAACAGUUGUACACGACGUUAUAAUCGGGUGUGAACUUAUCAUCUUACAUAAUAGUGCUGCAAUGUCACAGCCCCAAACUCGUUUGGUAACGCGAACAAGUUUACAUUGCCAUUCUAACAAAUAUCAAUAGCGCACAACCAUGAGACAAGCCACACCAACUUCUGCACAUC
This is a messenger RNA of Rhipicephalus microplus (southern cattle tick), 3824 nucleotides long. RefSeq names its product protein rhomboid. Gene Ontology annotation, molecular function: serine-type endopeptidase activity. The record is from RefSeq and is a predicted model, not a curated record. Lineage: Eukaryota; Metazoa; Arthropoda; Arachnida; Ixodida; Ixodidae. Gene Ontology annotation, cellular component: membrane.